AUGACUCAGUAUAGUUAUGUAUCCGAUACAUUGAAGGAAAAACAACAAGAGUCAUCUUAUAAUGGACUGGACAUUCUUGCCACUAUUGGAUCUAUAUUUGUUACUAUCUUUGUGUUUUUACUAAGAAAUCUGAUUAUUUUAUUCAAAUAUGGAUAUACGAAUUAUCCAGAAGUUACAGCUGUAAUCAUCUUAUUGGUCGCAGUGUAUAUUGUUUAUAAAUUACUUUCUAGGAUAGUAAGAUUCUGGAUUAAUUUAUUCAUAACAGCAGUUAAAAUUAUAUUAGUGAUAAUGAUUAUCGCAGUUGCAUUUACCAUUUAUUUAAGAGGUUUCCAACGGUUGAUUAACCAUGAUUUACCAUUAUUAGCGGAGUUCCUUUCUCAUAAUAUUCAUCAUUUGUUUACUACUGAUAAUAAUAAUCUUAACAAUAGUUUUAAGAAUAAUUCUUCAUCAUCAUCAUCAACCAUUGCAUCUUCAUUUUUUAAUAGUUUAUUUGAAAAGGUCAGUGGUUCAAAACUAUUCGGUAAGUUUGUAGCUUCAAAAGCAAAAUCAUUUUUAGAUGAUUUUGAUAAUAUUAACGUAGAUGAAUAUGUUGAAUAUGUUCAAUCUAAUUUAAAGGGAGGUUCUAAACCUGGUAAUUCGAAUGGUGGUAGUAGUGGUGGCGGUAUAAAUUAUGAAAAUUUAGUUAAUCAAGGUUUAGAUUAUUUGAAAAAGAAUGACUUGAAUGUUGAAGAUAUUAAAGAUUUCUUUAAAAAUAAUAUAUAG
Molecule: messenger RNA, 762 nt
Organism: Scheffersomyces coipomensis
Lineage: Eukaryota; Fungi; Ascomycota; Pichiomycetes; Serinales; Debaryomycetaceae
Exons: 1
Coding region: 1-762 (253 amino acids)
Source: RefSeq, a predicted model, not a curated record